This is a messenger RNA of Drosophila takahashii, 826 nucleotides long. RefSeq names its product Mitochondrial cardiolipin hydrolase zuc (gene zuc). NCBI's taxonomy places the organism in Eukaryota, Metazoa, Arthropoda, Insecta, Diptera, Drosophilidae. Gene Ontology annotation, cellular component: mitochondrion. Gene Ontology annotation, molecular function: RNA endonuclease activity producing 5'-phosphomonoesters, hydrolytic mechanism. The record is from RefSeq and is a predicted model, not a curated record. Gene Ontology annotation, biological process: piRNA processing.
AUCAGAGUUGCACAUUUAUGGUCACUCUAAGCUGUCUAUUUGAAAAAAAGGAUAUUCUGCGAAAAUGUUGUAUUCCCAAUUAAUUAUGGCACAGAUCCGAGAUCAUCCCGUUGCAGCCACCAUUGGCAUUGCCGUAGGCGCGGUUCUAGCUUCCGAGGUUAUAUGGAAGGCGGUUCUGUACUUUCGCGCCAAGCGGGAGAAGGCUAGCCGCGUGCACGAAGUGGUGUGCUUCAAUGAGCUGGGCGAGAUUUGUGCCGCCCAGCAUCUCCGGAAUUGCAGGCCGGGAUCACCGGAACCGGUGGUGUUUCAUUGCCGGAACAAGUACUGCACCCUGAGGAAUGUGGGCAGGAUCGUGGAGCAGAUCGACCGGGCGGAGUACUCCAUUGACCUGGCCAUUUACACCUUCACCUCGAUCAUUCUGGCGGAAGCCAUGAAGCGGGCUCUGCAGCGCGGCGUAACCAUCCGGAUCAUCAGCGACGGCGAGAUGGUCUACUCUGGCGGAUCCCAGAUCACUAUGCUGGCCCGCUUUGGCGUCCCGGUGCGCGUGCCCAUCACCACGUACAUGAUGCACAACAAGUUCUGCGUAAUCGAUGGCGUGGAGCGCGUCGAGGAGAUUCGGAAGCUGAGGAAACGCACAUGGAUGCGACCAAGUUACAGCAUCGCAGUCAUCGGCUCCGUCAACUGGACACGCCAGGGAUUCGGCGGCAAUUGGGAGGCCUGCGUCAUUACCCAUGACGAGAAGCUGGGCUUCAUGCUCCAGUCGGAGUUCAACCGCAUGUGGAAGGCCUUCGAGAAGAACGAGAACCAAGUAAUCCAGACCGAAUAG